CGGCGGGACGGACAGUUGAUGUUCGUGCGCCGAGAGGACGACACAUCCGCUACUCGCCUCUUAUAAAAGUGUAUAUAACAGUGAUACGUUAAACAAUCCUACGUGAUACCAGUACGUGGAUAAUAAAAGGAUUCAUCUCAAAAUAGUAGUUUAAAACGGAGCAACAUCAACCAUGAAAUACUCCAUAAGGUUGCAGUUGCUGACAUGCUUAGUGUACGCGAGCUGCGUGCAUGGUAUCAUGAUAAAGUACGGCACGAAAGGGGGGCCGAUAGAGCCUCCAACGCCGGAACCGACACCCGCCCCGCAGCCCUACAGGAUACCAGCACCAGUAUGGGAAGAUCGUAGUGACGACUCACCUGAUCCCAACGCCACUUGGCGACCUCCAUUCUUCAGACCACAGCCGAGAUACACUGAAGUUAUCUACAAGGUUCCUUCGCAGACUGUUAACAGCGCUCAAAGCUUUGUCAAUUCGUAUCUACCAAAUCAACCACUUAAAGCUGAAACUGUUAGGAAUUAUUUCACACCGGCGCAAAUACUUACUUCCCAAAAUUUACCCGGAGUUGGCAUCAGAUAUUUCAUACCCGCAUAUCAUCACAACCAACAUGUUAAAACGCAUAAGAAACAAGAUGAUGCGAAACACAAUGAUAUCGAAACAAAUGAAAUCGAUGAUUCUUACGACGAUGACGCUCCUAGUGAUGUACAAUGGAAAUUUGAGAAGAAUGCAGCGAAAAGCAGUCAACAAACUAGUUCAGAAGGCACAGCUCGACCCGUUUACCGCUGGCCAGUGUACGUACAACCCAGACAUUAACGACGUUCAAAAGUUAUUUAAUUAUUAAAAUUGUCAGUGGUCAAGUUACUAUAAAGCCAUUAGACAUAAAUGUUAAAGAUGAAGACAGUAACAAAAUCCGCUAAGAUUAGGCAAAGUGUACGGUACAGAAUUAUUAUUGUGAUUUUAAUAUAGACAAGUAGAAUAAGUAAAAAGUGCCAGAAUUUUUAAAUACAAUCAAUUGUCAAUUGAAGCACUUGAAGAUUAUCAAUGAUUUUUUUUAUAUAUCUUAGUACUAUAAAUAGUUUGUUGCGAUAAUUGUGCCAAUAGUGACACAUACAAGCUGAAGUACGAUUCGCGUGAUUGAGUUGAAGUAAAGGGCUACGUGGAUAUUAAUUACAUAGUCAUGCAAUCGACUGACACAAGAAGACAUCUCGAGCGUGUCGGGACACCUGCUAUGAUCCUAACCUUGAUACAACACGACCACUUACCCAAUUAAAUAAUUUAUCAAUCUAUAAAUAAAUUUAAAGUAAAAGAAAAUAACAAAUGUAACAAUAAAAAACAACUUGACUUAAAUUUUGUAACCUAUGUGUAAUUAUAAUUAGGAUUUUUUACAAUACAAGAUUUUAGAAUUUCAUGACUCCUUUCCAAACUAAAAUUGCAACAAUUUUUCCUUAAAUAGUUUAAACUUUUGUGAGUUAUUAUUAUAACUAAAUCUUUAACUGCUAGUACUCAAGUCUAUUUUUCCGGUGGCGGCACCGACUAAUUUCGGACUCAUCGGGGGUCCAUCUAUUUCUUGUUUUUUGGGAUUAAAUACUAGGCUGUAUUACACAAAAAAAUACAAGACCCUUUAAUAGACCCUCUGUUGAGAUUGUAGACGUCAGCCUGGUCAUAUAUUUUACCAUAAAUAUAUAUCAAUACCGCAUUUGGUAUAAGUACUUUGUUAUAUAUUGAUUGAGAUGCAUUGCACAAGCCGACGCAUAAUAAAGUUUUUAAUAAUCAUGAUUUUAUAGUAUAAAAGAGUUGACGAAAGUCCAAGCUAAGAUGAAUUUGGAACACUGUCUUAUUUUUUUAUCGUAAGGAUCUAAGUAUGCAGUUGAUUUUAUUUUAUAUUUUUUUUGUUAGAAACGCUUUUGCUUUUGAUCAUAUGGCUCUGUUUGAAAAAAUCAGGCAAACAAAAUGAUGAAUUGAGGUGAUUUUUAAUUUUUAAAACUUUUAUAAUGUUUUUUAAUUCUACAUUUAUUCGGUUGCUUUUAUUUAUAUAUUUUAAAUAUUCUACUUUUCUUAACACCAUAGCAAUUUGUUACGGUAAGGUAUCAGUAUUCAGAUGUAUGUUUUUUUAUAGUAUUGCCGUUAUAUAAUAUCUAUUGUUCCAUUCCUUUGUGUACCUGAAAGUUUUGUUAUGUCAUUAGAUGCAUCAUCAUUUUGUCGUUUGCUUAAACUAACGACAAGGGAAUGCUUUGUAGAAAUAGAUUAAGAGAAACGACUCCUAUUUAUAAAUCUAAACGGAACUCUUUUGGAGAAUCUCUUUUGGAGAAUCUCUUUUGUUAAAAUCAUAGCUAUUCUGACGUAACGAAGUUGCAAUUUUCGAUUUUUUACUAUCUUAGUGAUUCGUCUUUAAAAUGUGUUAAUGACAGAAGAAUGAUUGUUUGUAGUUUUU
Molecule: messenger RNA, 2426 nt
Organism: Papilio polytes (common Mormon)
Lineage: Eukaryota; Metazoa; Arthropoda; Insecta; Lepidoptera; Papilionidae
Gene: GV1
Exons: 5
Coding region: 173-808 (211 amino acids)
Source: RefSeq, a predicted model, not a curated record